AUGCAAUCGCCACUUGAGACUCAGCAGCCGGAGAGAUGUUGUCGGCCGACGACCUCGAUUGUAAUUGCGGAGCACGGGUUGUGUGAUAAGACUUCGAAACUCGUGUGCAAGCUUACAGGAGAUAUUGUGAACAAGAAUGAGGAACAUAUCUGGAAACACGUGAAUGGGAGAAGAUUUUUUCACAAAUUAGAGCAAGUGGAAAAAGAACUGGAUCAAGCGGAAAGACCAAGAAAACAAGAGGCGGUAAGGAAGAUACUGAUUCCGAUGAAGCAGAUUUUUGGAUGCUUAAGUCAAGUUCUGGUUCAGAGUCAGAGCACGAGGGUGAUGAAGAAAAUUGCAAAGGUUCUCAUUGUGAUGCCAAAGUAUCCGACGAGCUCUCAGAGAGAACAAAGAGAAUGUCAAUAG
This is a messenger RNA of Microthlaspi erraticum, 405 nucleotides long. Lineage: Eukaryota; Viridiplantae; Streptophyta; Magnoliopsida; Brassicales; Brassicaceae. The record is from the annotation of a GenBank genome assembly.